Molecule: messenger RNA, 4416 nt
Organism: Annulohypoxylon maeteangense
Lineage: Eukaryota; Fungi; Ascomycota; Sordariomycetes; Xylariales; Hypoxylaceae
Exons: 3
Coding region: 440-4138 (1232 amino acids)
Cellular component (GO): membrane
Molecular function (GO): protein binding
Source: RefSeq, a predicted model, not a curated record
UAUAAGCGACCAAUCAUCUGGCCUGUCCUCCAACCCGCCAAGCUUGGUGAGCCCACCGAACCUACGGACAAGGUUGCUUCCCCCUCCAUAGCCGUGUGGUCGCAUAUCAUAGACCUCUUCGAAUCCAUCUUGUUCUUUCUUGAACUCGUUUCACCUGCUCGUAUCUGUAUUCCGUGUCGUGUAUCCUAUUUGCUUCCAUUUUGUUGGUUGAAUUCAUCAGCUUCGGCUUCACAACUUCACUCAAAAGCCAAUCAUUGUAACCCCUCACCUAGUUGCGAUAAGAUCAUUUCGUCGCAUACAUCUUUAAGGCCUAGCUGUCGCAAAGCGCCUAUAAAUAACUUUUCCUCACAUUUCCCUGCGUCAUCCCGCGUCUACUGCUAGUACCUUUGCGCCUGUCGGUUGCCUUGCGAUCCGCGAACGGCAGAGUACGUGAAACAGGAUGGAUCGUCAUGGAAGGCCUGAUGAGGAGAUGUUCCUCAGCAAGCCUGCCGAGGAUUGCGACAGCCCUACCGUCGAACCUCUGAGGAUAUUCAAACCCCAGAGCCCUAAGCCUGCCUCCGAUAGAUUCAAAUAUCCCGCCCCGGCAUCUUCGAAGCCGAGUUUUCCGCUGCCGCCAGGCGCCUCUAGCUCUGCUGCGCCUCUACCGUACCCCGAUGAUGACGACCACCAGAUAGCUCAGCCAGUUGCCCAGUCAAGUCGACCUCCUUACCCAUCCGAUCAACGUCGGCCGUCUGGUAACAAGAUAUACAUAAGUCCUGUGAGCUCUACACACUCAGAUAGCUUUAACGACACGACCCCGCGAUUAGAUUCAAGUCCUGUUGAAAAGAAAGGGCCUGGUCUUGCAGAACGACGUGGUGCCGGUUUUAAACCUUUGCCAGGAGCGCUUAGUCCUGCUAGUCCCCCUGGAGACGACGGCGGCCUAUUUGCGAAACCGCUUGUUAACCAACCAAAACCGGCGGCUGCUUCUUCUAGUACAUCUUUCCCCAACUAUCAUCAGAAGCCCUAUUACCCUCCACCUAGAGGCAGUUCGGCAGCUUCGGGCUCAAGCUCGAACAAUAAUGUGCGGCCUCCGGUGAAUGAAGAUAGUUACCUCAAGAUGCCCGCGGAUAGUGGGGUGAAUCGUUUUGCCUCCACAGCUUCUACAUCCACUACAAGAGCAAGCCGAGGAUCCCCUCCUCCGCCAGAGACGCCUAUCGUUGAGCCAGGUACUAUCCCAGGAGGAAGUAUCGAGGCCAGAUAUGCGGCCGCUGGUAUAUCUGGAACUGCAACACUGAAUAGUCUUCAGAGCUCAGCGGCGACCCAACGGCUAGCGCAAUAUGGCCAACACCCAGCUACACAGCAAGCACCUCGUCCGUGGACGCCGACGGAAACUCCCGAACAACAACCGCAUGGACCUCCCACGGUUUACCAGGGAGCAAACCCUGUCGCAAGUCCUACAGCAUCGACGUUCAGUGCUCAGGCAGCGCGACCGCCAAACGCUAAUACAAACACAACUACUAACAAUAACAAUAACGCCAAUGGAAACGAAAAUGGCGGGCCUGCUCUUCAGAUCAGCGUGUUGGAACAAGACUUCCAGAGAAUGCAGAUGUCACCUAGCCCUCCGCCCGCAUAUUCCAGUAUCAACCCUGGUGGAAGCUCCUCGGCAUAUCCCAACGAGAAGCAACGGCCGGCCCAGCCGAGUUCAAGUUCAACCCCGGCACCGGCACCGGCUCAAGCUGCACAGUCAUCAUCCGCGGCAUCUCCACCGAAGAAGCAAGCCGAGAUAGCAGCCGCACUUGCGUCUCCGGCCCUGCAACAUCCCGGGCACCCUGCGUUUGCCAAUGAUCCGAGACCCGAAUCUCAACAGAGCAGCCAGCAAGUGCAAGCGCAAGUAGUUACCCAUACCCCAUCUCCAUUCCAAGGCCAAGGUCCUACUUCGCCGCCACCGUUACCAGAGGGUUGGAUUGCCCAUCUUGACCAGAAUUCCGGUCAGUACUAUUAUAUCCACUUAGCCACGCAAGCUACGCAAUGGGAGUUCCCUAAGGGACCAAACCCUAUUCACCAUGAAACUGCGCCACUAUCUCCCACGGCGUCAACGUAUGGCAACCCUCUCGCUUCGCCUAUGUUUGGCAAACAGAGUGCGAUGGCCUCGCCUAUGUUCCCACCGCAAACUCCGGGUUAUGCUGAGAGUAUUAUGAGUGUUGCAACGGCGACGCCAACCGCUGCUGGUUUUACAGGUCCUCCUGGUGUCGGCGUGGACAUGUACAAGGUCCAGCCGACAAAUGGUGUCUACUUCGGACCUUAUCUGAGAUACACGAAUAUGGACAUCGAGAAGGGAAUGUGGCUGGGAAGUAUUCUCAUAGUCACAGAUUCUCCUCAGCCGCCCACUAUCCACAUCCAUCUCAGUACCGAUCUAUCACCAAAUCCUCGCCAACUAACAGCUCGCUCUAUAUACACGCAUCAAAGGUGGCAAUUCUUUAAAUAUGAUGUCGAAUUGCAGAUGGGCGAAACUGGUACGGAAAGAUGGACUUACGCCGUCACCUCGCACCUCGGCUGCACUAGAUACGAAUUCGUAGUCGCAGGUCGAAGCGAGACUAACUGGCGCUUUAUCGCGCAUUCUGGAAACGACUUCGCCGCAAGCACGAAUCAAAAUGAGCGCAGCAAACUUGGCGGGCUUGGAUUUAUGUGGAAGGAUGUGCUGCAGAAGAAUGUUGACUGCGGCGGUUUCCACGUCCAGCUCGGCUUGGGCGAUCAGAUCUACGGGGACCGGCUAUGGAAAGAAGUACCACUCUUAAAACAGUGGCUUGCUAUGCCGGGUAAAGAUAAUAGAAAGAAUGCUUCGUGGACGGCGCGUCAUGAAGAGGACGUAUCGCACGCUUACUUCCACUUCUAUACUAGUCAUUUCGACCAGCCGUUCCUUCGUGAGGCGUUUGCGCAGAUUCCUCACGUCUGUCAAAUCGAUGACCACGACAUCUUUGACGGCUACGGCUCAUAUCCCGAUUACAUGCAAAACUCGCAGAUGUUCAAGAAUAUCGGCCGGAUAGCUGUGGACAUGUACUUACUCUUCCAGCACCACACCACACUGGAGGUCCUCCGAAACGUCAGUCAUGAUCUGGAUUUGUUCACCGUCACAGGCCAAGGCUGGCACUUCAUCAAAUAUCUUGGUCCUGCCGUGGUUGUGGUCGGUGUUGAUCUUCGGUCGGAGCGAACACAAAACCGCGUGCUCGCGGGUCCAACAUACCAGGGCUUAUUCCCUAAAGUCGCGAUGCUACCGCCCAGCGUACAGCACUGCCUCUGGAUGCUAUCAGUGCCUAUUGUCUACCCGCGACUCGACACGGUAGAGAGCCUAGCUAACACGUUUGCGACGGGUAAGAAGGCAGUCAAUAUGUCGUACAACGUAUUGGGCAAAGUCACAAGUUCGGUAGCGGGCAUCGUCGGCGGUAAGGAGAUGGUCGCACAGGGCUUCAGCCAAGUCAAAAAGGCCGUCGGCAAGUCCGGACUCAUGGGCAACGUAGUAAACCAAUUUGGCGACCUGGAUAUCAGCGAGAUCUUGAAGGAUAUGUGGACACACGAUAGUAAGGAUCUUGAGCGGACGUAUCUGAUCCGCACGCUGCAAGGCAUCUCGCACCAGAAGGGCUUGCGCAUGACAUUCUUGUCCGGAGACGUCAACGCCGCCGGCGCCGGUGUAGUCCACGACCCCGCACACCCAAGCGACCACAAAACAAUGUUCCAAAUAAUCACCUCCCCAAUCGUCGCCGCCCCCGCCGCACAGUACAUCCUAAAAAUGCUCCACAGCAACCGCGCGCACUACAUCCCACCCAACGGCCAACGGUCCUCCGCGCACAGCAGCAGCAACAGCAACGGCACCGGCGACAUCAGCGACACCAAAGAGGACAUGAUGGAGAUCUUCCACACCGACGCCUCGGGCUCCCCGCGCGAGUUGAAGAAACUCAUGGGAAGACGGAAUUACGUCGCCGUCGUCGCGUUCGACCCCGACGCCGUUCCUGCUACCCCGUAUGGCCCGAAUACCGUGGCCCAAAACGGCGGCUUGAAUCGCUUGAGCUUGGCGGUGGAUUUUGUGGUCCAGGGCGAUGGCGCGUUCACGGCGCCGACGAAGUAUGGGCCGGUUAUUGUGCCGCAUUUGGAGUUUGGGCGGUGAUGAGGGGGUUAGGGUGUGUUGUGUUAUGAGAUGUGAGAACAGAGAGAAGGGAUAGCGUAACGAAUGGUUGAUGUUGUAGCUGUCUAAGUGAAGCAAGCCUAGUUGUUGGUUUGGGGGUUUUGUGAUUGACUUCUUGGAUACGGGAUACCUUAUAUUAUGUAUAUGUAUCUAGGUAGGAGGUAGGAUGUAGUCAUGCCUGAAUGAUUAAGUCAAAGUUACCUAUGAAAGGUGUUGAUGUGUUUCUUCUUGAUACCUGCUGGGGUGUGUAUUUUAUGCCA